AUGACCAAGAAAAAGACCAACAACAAGAAAAAGCCGCGGUCCUCCGUCCGCGGAGCCGGGCCUCCUGAGAACGAUGAGGAAGUCCUGACGCAGGAAGAACUUCUCAAGCGUAUUCGAAAAGCCCGCACUGCAAAGGCUGGUGUGGAGUACCAACCACCACCCCCUCAGCCCAAGAAGAAAGGCCCCGUGAAACCGUUCAUCCCCCCAUUCGAUCCUAACCUUCCACCGGCGGCGUUCCCAAGCCUCCCAACGAUUGGCCAACCGAUACCCACUGGCACUAGAGAAGGACACUUGCGUCGUGCCAAGGAAGACCGUGAGAGACGCCUUCAAGGUCUUGAGCCUCUCCCUCGCGAGUCCUAUCACUCAGAACCGAUCUUCAGAAUCAGUGGUCAGAAUGAUGCUCCGGAUGUUAAGCAGCCAGCAGACAAGGAGCCAGCAAGCCAGAAGCCAUCCAAGCCGAAGACAACCAAGCGGGGGCAAGCAAGCCAGGAUCGGGUCAAUGUCAAUACAUCUGAGGUCGAAUAUGAAGCACCUAGGGGAGUCAAUGUGGACUGGGAAGCCAGCAACACUGUGUUCAACCCGGUCUAUAUGAGAAACAUGGCAACCAUGGCUAGCGACGGACAAAAAGAACCAGCUAAUUCAUAUGGCUUGAGUCUUGCAAAUCGACCAGAGAUGGACUUUUCAGACAGCGACCUUGAAAUCAUCACUGAGAAAAAGCCUCCUGUUCCUCAAUGGGGAGACCUGACUCCGUCACUCCGAGCGGAGAUCAUGGAUAACCUUUUGGAGCAUGAUACCUGGGAGGAAGCUGUGAAUAAGCUUGGUCUGACUCUAAAGCAAGCAAGAAGAACCAAAGAGUACCUGAACCGAUUCCACAAGGCUACUGAGCACGAGGACGAACAGCUGAAGGAAAUGAGGGAGGAACAGCUCCAAACUCUGUUGAAUAUGGAUUACAGCAAUGAUCGGACUGUGCCAGAGGAUGGCAUUCUCGGCAGAACUUCUAAGGAACAUCAAAAGAAUAUCAUGAAAGACCCGAACCAGAAGUUACUGCAGUGCAAGAGCGGAGACCUACGCACAGCUUGGCGUUUCCUGAACGAGCGAGGCCUACCUCAGAAGUUGGCCGGAGACUGGAACUGUGGCGCAGGAACAAUGCGUCCUGACGAAGAUGAGGAACCUCUGACCAAGCGUGUCAAGUGGAGUUAUCCUCUCACGACAAUCGAGGGGCCUUCAGCCAUGCCAAUGAAUAUCGGUCCUGUAAAGCAUUUGUCUUCAGGGGCAAAGACAGCCUUCCUCAACAAUUUCGGCCAGGCUGGUUCGAUUGUCCCGCCUGCUCAGGAGCAACACCCAAUUCAAGAUGUGCAAAAGCAUUGGGAUGACUGGGAGCAGCUCUUCAUCACUCAACCUGACGAGGACCAAGUCCACCUUGCUCGUGAGAGAAGAUUGCAAUUGGCGUUGGGCGAGGAGGAUGCGGCUACUCUCAUGGCGAAAGAGACUGGGCCCGCGCUACCAGAACCGGCAGUUGCUCAAUUCCGGUUCAAUCAGCGAAUUGAGAGAGUCAAGCGCGAGGCUGAGGCCGAGAGGGAAGCUGCUGCCGUAAAAUCUCUUCCCUUCACGGCCCGCGACAUUGCCGAGGGAACCUGGGAGCAGAAGAUGGAGGCCCGGUAUGCGAGAUUGGCCAAUGAUUGCCAGAAGCUCCUUCUGAGCUAUGACGCACACCCCGAUGUCGAGCACGAGGAGAACUCAGAGCUCGACGAAAUUGACCAGGACGCGUUGGUGGAGGAGGCCAUGCAGUUCAAUGGGUCGUACCGCCCACUUUUGAGAGCCAAAGCCUACCCACGUUCUCGGGACGCUGAUGUGGACAUGGAGUGA
This is a messenger RNA of Penicillium daleae, 1866 nucleotides long. RefSeq lists its product as uncharacterized. The record is from RefSeq and is a predicted model, not a curated record. Lineage: Eukaryota; Fungi; Ascomycota; Eurotiomycetes; Eurotiales; Aspergillaceae. The transcript has a single exon. Bases 1 to 1866 code for a protein of 621 amino acids.